Messenger RNA from Aspergillus uvarum CBS 121591, 1688 nucleotides. Its product is annotated as cytochrome P450. NCBI's taxonomy places the organism in Eukaryota, Fungi, Ascomycota, Eurotiomycetes, Eurotiales, Aspergillaceae. Bases 56 to 1648 code for a protein of 530 amino acids. The record is from RefSeq and is a predicted model, not a curated record. Gene Ontology annotation, molecular function: iron ion binding; oxidoreductase activity, acting on paired donors, with incorporation or reduction of molecular oxygen; monooxygenase activity. The transcript has a single exon.
CUAAAAGGGCCUGGCCCUCGUUUCGAUUUUGUAUUCCACCAUCGUUCACCUCGUCAUGCAUCCAACAACUUCCGCCGUACUUAUAGGGUUUCUCCUCCUGAUUAGCGUGUACUUCGUCACACGCCGGCCAAAAUCAUCAUCUUCUUCUUUGCCCUUACCGCCAGGGCCCAAGCCACUGCCUCUGAUAGGCAAUGUCCAUCAAGCUCCCAAGUCCCAUGGAUGGAGGACCUAUCGCCAAUGGAAUGAGCAGUAUGGACCCAUCGUUCACCUCAACAUGCUUGGACAACCGCUCAUCAUUUUGUCGACCUCGGAAGUAGCCCAUGACCUGCUCGCAAAGCGUGGAGCGAUUUUUUCCGACCGACCUCGACUGUUUCUGGCGACGGAGCUAGCAUUAAAGGGGCUCAACAUCCUCAUGAUGAACUACACCGAUCAAUUCCGGCAUCAUCAGCGGCUCCAGGUGUCCGUGCUGAACGCGACUCCAGCAGCCGCAUACCUCCCCAUCCAAACACUGGAAUCACAGCAGUUGCUGUACGAUCUCUUGCAAACAAGCGCGAGUACAGGAAUCGAUGUCCAAGGGGCGUUCCAGCGGACCACAGCGAGUAUCAUCCACACCUUACUGUACGGCUUCCGGAUCCAGGAUCCCAACGACCCCGUCCUUCGUAGCGUGGUCAAGCUCAACGAGGAGUUCUCCGAGUUCAUUCAGGUGGGCGCGCAUAUUGUCGACCAGUUCCCGGUGCUGAACCACCUACCGGGCUUUCUGGCGCCCUGGAAGGCGAAAGCGGAAAAUCACUACCGCACCAAGUAUGCCCUGCGUCUCAGCAACUUCCGGCGGGCGCUGGAAGACUCGGACUCCUGGAACAUCUCCAAGCAUCUAAAGGAGACCGUGGAAAAGGAUGAUGAUCGUGACAUGCCGCUGGACGAGCUCGCCUUCGAGCUGGGAACGAUGAUCGACGCAGCGCUCGACGGCACGACCGACAGCCUGGUGUGGUUUGUGGUGGCGUGUAUAACCCAAAACCAGGGCUUCAUCGCCCGCGCCCGCGCCGAACUCGACGCCGUGGUCGGCCAGGACCGGCUGCCGCGGCCCGACGACAAGCCCAACCUGCCGUACAUCACCGCGAUCGUCGAGGAAGUGCUCCGGUGGCGGCCGGCCGGCCCGGAGGGCGCGCCGCACCUCAACCGCGAGGAGACGACCUACCACGGCUACCGCAUCCCCAAGGGCUCGGUGGUCGUGGCCAACAUCUGGACGAUCGCCCGCGAGGAGGCCGUGUUCGGCCCCAACACCGACGGCUUUAUUCCGGAACGCUGGCUAGAUGACCACGGAGCAUUACGCUCCUCUCUUCCGGCGCCCGCGUUCGGGUAUGGACGACGGACCUGCCCCGGGCGGUACUUCGCGCGCAAUGUCCUCUGGAUCGUGGUGGCGCGGCUGCUCUGGUCGUUUGAUAUCAGAGCCGGUGUGUCCGUGGAGACGGGCGAGCCGAUCCCCGUCGACCCGGAAGCAUGCACCUACGGUCUGGUCAUGCGCGCGCUGCCCUUCACGGCGCGAUUCAUCCCGCGCGGAUCGUGGGUGCGUGAGGCGAUCGCGCGAGCGGGGGACACUUAUGGCACGGAUCACACGGCGCUACUUCGGCAGAUUGGGGCGGAGUUUUAAAAGCUGUAACUAAAGGGGCCAGUCCUCAGUAACACUGUGU